Molecule: messenger RNA, 3230 nt
Organism: Pistacia vera
Lineage: Eukaryota; Viridiplantae; Streptophyta; Magnoliopsida; Sapindales; Anacardiaceae
Exons: 3
Coding region: 245-3028 (927 amino acids)
Source: RefSeq, a predicted model, not a curated record
UCUCUCAGUGUAAUAAUUGAUACCCUGUUUUGGCUCUGCUUCUUUAUUGCUUCUCCGGCUUUGAACAAAAGAAAAGAAAACAAACGCACGUAUACGAUUACCAAGAAGAAUGAUAACCUGCAUUUCCGUUUCUUGAUUUCUGUAGCGGGAACUACACCUGUGGCAGUGUAUUUGAGUAACAGAGAACCGCCCAAGCAUAUGCUCCUGCGGUUAAGAUGUCUCGUGAAGUGUGAGCAUAUUUGACAUGAUGGCAUCUAAUGUGCGACCAAGUAGGAAGGACUUAAAAUCUGCUACGAAUAUGAGAUUUAGUUCAGAGUACAAAGGGAACUCAAAACAGCUGCGAAACUCAAAGGCUGGAAAGGAGAGGGUUCUUUCACACGAUGAACAUCAGGUUUUGAAGUCCCAAGGCAAGUUAAAGGUAAAACGUUCUGUCAGUCCACCAAAUACUGAUGUGCAUCAUGAUCAAAGACGGGUAGCAGAAGGCAAAAUCUUGGUCCAACCAAAUUCUUUGGGGAAUCAGCUAAGGCAGUAUGUGAAAGGAAAGGCAACAGAAGAUGAUGAACUUGUCAAACACAUGUCCAAUUUGCCAGUUUAUCUCCAGCGCAUGGAGGGAGGAGAGAACCUUCAAGAUAAAGCAUUCAAUGUCGGGGUUUUGGAUUGGGCACGUUUAGAGAAUUGGAAGUAUACCCAAAAGAGUAGCCAGACAAGUGGACACAAUAAUGUAUCAUCUACAAGCAGUAUAUCAUUGAGAACAACUAUCAAGUCAUCUACCUUUUCUAGUGCAGCGCAACAGGGAACACAUGCUCAUCAAAGUGAGCAAAAUCAAAGUUUCAACCCAUCUCAAAAGGAUGGCUUUCCUCGAGGUGCGAAACCAUCUAGCCAGAAGGUUUUACGCUUUCAAGAUUUAGAGACUUCUCCAAAGGGCAACUUGGGUGGCAAUAGAAAGAUAACACGGGCUAGUAAGUCUUCUGCCAGCAAUAAUGCAGAUGUAACUCUCAGAAAGGGAAAGACAAGAUAUUCAGACCAGAAGAUCAGAUCAGAAAUGGAAAAUUCGUCAACAAACUUGACCAAUUAUGUGAAGAUUGCAGUCGGUCAGAAGGAAAAAGAGAGUACUCGGGAUGAUAAUGUCAAGAAGAGGGUAGAGGAGACAAAGGAAUUCAAUCCAAAUAGAAAAGUUUUGGAUAGAACUUAUGUGGUCUCACCCGGUUCAAAGGAAAAGUUAGGUGAUGGCUCUGAUGAAACUAAGAAGAGAACACGGAAGUCAAAAAGCUCCCUGAAGGAAUCCAGAGAACUGUUGGAUGAGAAUUUGCUUGAAGCAAGUCACAAUAGCCUUUCAGGCGGCUUUCCCCUGGAGGAUGUUUGCUCUGAUGAACUGGGUUCCGAUAUUCCACACUCCUGCCCGCUGCCUAAAGUUGAGACUAAAGUCGAGCCAAUCUUGACGGCACAUAGCCUUGCGAAUAGUCCACGCGUGGAGUUCUCAUCUGAUGCAUUUCAGACACCGUAUUCUAACAAGACUUCCAAUAUACUUUCUCAAGGGAAAGAAGCAGAACAGAACACCCUUGAGGAUAUGAAUGCAAACGUAGUCGAAAAUCUGAAGCUAUUGGACCAAGAAAUGGCAGCUACAAAAAGCCGAAAUCCAUCACCAAAUCGCCGGUUUAGCUUCAGCUUGAGUCGGAGUCGGAUUGGCAGAAGUUUCAGUUUAAAAGAGGGUUCAACUGUCCCACAAUUGAGCUCCCCAUAUGUUUCUGUCAAGUCUGGUCCAGUGAAGUCUGAGGAGGUUUCGUGUUUGGCUGAUUCAAACAGAGAGAGGAUAAAUGGUCCGAACAGAGCUAGAUCUAGCCCUUUAAGAAGGAUCCUAGACCCACUGCUGAGGUCCAAGGGCUCAAACCCAGUUCAUGCAGCUGAAACUGUUCAGCCGAAAGAAAGCUUAAGUUACAUCAGCCUUAGGCCAAUCAUUGGCUGUGAAUCUCUUCCAAAUGAGAAGCGUGAACCAUCAACAACUCAAGCUCUUCUUCAGCUUAUCAUAAAGAAUGGACUCCCUUUGUUUAGAUUUGUGGUCGACAAUAACAUCAAUUUUCUAGCUGCCUCCACGAAGAAUUUGGCAUGUGGGAAGGAUGAUUGUGAUGAAAAUUAUACAUUUUACUCUGUGACUGAAAUUAAGAGAAAGAGUAGUGGUUGGAUAAGUCAAGGAAGUAAAACGAAAAGUUGUGGGUAUGCCUAUAAUGUUGUUGGUCAGAUGAAGGUUUCCAACUCUCGUUUUAUAGAUUUGACAGGACAGAAAUUAAAAAGCGAAUCCAUAGUUAGAGAGUCUGUUUUGUCUGGUGUCGAACUAACACAUGAAAAUCAGGCAUCUCCGCAGUUCAUGCUUAGUAGAGAGCUUGCAGCUGUUGUUCUGAAAAUGCCGAGUGAACAGCAGAAAGAUACAGAUGUGAUUGAGAAAGGCCUUACAGAAUGUAUGUCAAGAGAUGGAUGUUCUGUAAACUUCGCAGACAAUGGCAACGGUAAUAGUACUACAGUCAUACUUCCAGCGGAUGUUCAUGGCCUACCCAAAGAAGGAGCGCCUUCACCAUUGAUUGAGAGAUGGAAAUCUGGUGGAUUAUGCGAUUGUGGGGGUUGGGAUGUUGGCUGCAAACUACGAAUACUCACUAAACACAAUCAAAACUGCAAAUUUCGCUGUUCAUCUAAUUGUUGCACAAAUUCUGAUCGUUUUGAACUUCAUCUUCAGGGAGGAACUCAACAGAGCAAACCCAUGUUGAGUUUGGUGCCAUUAAACAAAGAAAUCUACUCGGUUGAAUUUAAUUCAUCAGUCUCUCUGUUGCAAGCAUUCUUUGUUUGCAUCACAGUUUUGGGCUGUCAGAAAUCAUCCGAUAUCUCAGAAAUGAAUAGCCUGUGUGAAGCGAAAAGUUUCCCAGCGGAGUCAGUGGUGAAUGGAAAUGGGAUAAGGAGCAACCCCCAAAAUAUUUUCUCAGAAAAAAUUCCUGCCAAAUAUGCUCCAAAUCCACCCACCUCCCCUGUUGGAAGGGUAUAGAUAUAUACUCAAAUGCAAGUCAGUUCUUUUGCUUUCUAUUUCAUGUAUAGAUAUCAAAAAUGUUCAAAUAGCCAUAGACUUCCAACUUAAUUUCUAUAAAGAAUAUCUUGUAUUCAUGAUCAACCGUUGUGCAUAAUGCCAAAUACGGCGAAGAUUGUAAUACAAUGAGCAUUUUCGUACUCGUACAUACAUUUACUUUUUA